This is a messenger RNA of Dermacentor andersoni, 1895 nucleotides long. RefSeq lists its product as uncharacterized. The record is from RefSeq and is a predicted model, not a curated record. Lineage: Eukaryota; Metazoa; Arthropoda; Arachnida; Ixodida; Ixodidae.
UCCCGACACCACCGUUUCCGAGAGCGGCCACGCAAAAUACUGACAUCUACUAGUCAUAAUUCCAGUAGCCGUGCGCUUAUUGUGAUACUGUUGGCCGUUAGCACACUACGCUUGCCUAGUAUUCAGUGUCCCAUGUUUUGCUGUUUAAUAUUAUGCUAACGUUUAAUUAUAUAUUAUUUUUUGGAGAUUAGUCGCAUGACGUUUGCUAUACACUGCCCUCACGCAACGGCUGUAGGUGCCUGUAAGGUGUUUUUUUUAAAUAAACGAACACAUAAAGUUAUGUGAAAUUAUUUAUGAACCACUAAUACGCAGAUGCUGCGAGCUCCACUGUUCCUGGUGGUGCUGUCCGUGGCCCUGAUAGCCGCCGGCGGCAUGCCUUCCCCCUUCAGCUACAUCACGUCGGGCUUCCGAAGCCUGGCCGAAUACAAGCUGGCCACCACAGCCAAGCUCGCGUCGUACCUCACGGGAGACCGAGCCGUCAAGGCCACCGUUGACCUGAAGGUUGCCGACGAUCCAGACGCAGGUGCAGCGCAAGCCGUGGCCGAGGGAGCAGCCAACGACGUGCCCGUGCCAGAGCUGCAGCAAGCGCCGCCAGCCAAGCCGCAGGAACUGUCCGUCGCGCCCGCGUCGGACGAAGAAGCGCACGACUUCAAGAAGCACUUCGCCGCCGGCUACGCGGCCCUGGACUUCGCCAACCAGCUCGAGAAGAGGCGCCUAGCCACUGCCGCCUCGACAAAAACGCAAAACUUCGACGCCCCGGUUCUGCCCCUGCCUCUGGAGCACUACAAGGACUACGUCACGGGUGGCGAGACCGGCGGAUCGCUGAUGCGAGUCGCCGUCGUAGCCCAGGACGUCCCCAAGCCUUUCUACUCGUCACAGCCCAGCCACGACUCCUCCCAGGCGUGGAACCAGCAGGGUGCGCCGCCCGCCCUUCCAGAACAGCCGGUGGGUCAACAGCAGCAGCUGCAACAGCCGCCGACCCAGGGAUCCAGCGCUGGACCGGCACCCGCGUUCUCCGGGGACCACCAAAGCCACAUCUUCCCCUACAGCGGAUGGCAGUCGGCGCAGCCCUACGGCUUCGGCGUGUUCCAGCCGUCUUCGUACGACGUUCCCGCCACCGCUUCCGACGGGCUUCCCGAGCCCUCGACUGGCGACGCCUCCCCGACACCACCGCCGGCGGUCGAACACCACGGCGAGGACGUCGUCAUUCCCGGUAGCCAGUUCCCGCAGCUGUCCGAGGGCACGCCCGACGCCGAGUCCGCUCCGGACGCCGCCGAGGCUACGCCGUCCACUCAUUCGCUGGAGAGCAAUGUCCAGGAGGAACAGCAGGGCCCCAGGUACCGUCGUGACGUCGACGCGGAGGGAGCCGACACGACGAGCUUUCCGGUACCCGGAACGAACCUCACCAUCUACGGCCAGGACAUCGAGACCUACUUCGGCUACGUCAAGGCCCACGACACUACGCAGUGCUUGGCCAAGAUCUUCUGCACGAUGGCCGCGCAUCCGAACGUGUUCGGCACAAACGGCACCGACAUGACCGAUUUCUUCAGGUCCUACAGGCCGCUGCCCAGCCACACGGCGGUCACCUUCUACAAGGCAGCGUCCGCUGCGGGAGCCGCGAACGCCGACUGCGACGCCCUCUUCAGCAAGUGCGCCAUGAGCGUGGAGGAGAUGAGGGCAGCCUUCAACCACGACGUGCCUCAAUAAGCACGCGCUUGAUUUAGUCACUUGUACAGUAUAUCCCCUCCUCAUUCUAAUAGUCAUUGCAGAUUAUUUAAAUAGUUAUAUGACCAAUUGUUGUGUAUAAGAGCCAUCUCUUUGUGUAUCCUUAUGAUUGUGAAUAAAAUAGAUGGAGAGCUGCAUCACCUUCACCCUCAUUACUUUUCGUUCAGAGC